GCACUACAGCGGGACAUCCUCCACAAUCACCAGUGUAUUCCGGGGAGAUUUCCGAAUAUACAACUGCCGCAAAACACACAGACAAACAAACGAUGUCCACCUCACUCCGCCCAGCAAUGCGCGCAGCCCGCGCCGUUGCCCGCGUCCGCGCCCGGCCAUGCCUCGCCGUCGCCGUCGCCGCCAACCGCCUCUCCUCCUCCUCCUCCUCCUCCCACCAGCCCCAGCCCCCCUCGCCCGCCCGCGACCUCGAAGUCGGCGAGCUGCAAGGCGCGCAGUUCAAGAUCGAGCCGCUCCGCCGCGAGGGCGAAGACCUCGCCACCAUGCGCGCCCGUCUCCUAUACCAGUCCCGCAAGCGCGGCACGCUCGAGGCCGACCUGCUGCUGUCCACCUUCGCGUCGGCCCACCUGGCCCGCAUGCCGCCCGCCCUGCUGGCCGAGUACGACCGCUUCCUGGACGAGAACGACUGGGACAUCUACUACUGGGCGACGCAGGACGAGCAGCAACCAAGAGGCGAAGGACAAGGACAAGGACAAGCAAGCGGUGCAAGCGGUGCAGGCGGCAGCAGCGGAGCUGCGCCAGCCGACCCGGCAGCGCAGCAGCAGUCCCCGCGGCCGGGCGAGUGGGCGCAGACGGUGGGCACGUUCCGGCCGGCGUACCGACCGGUGCCGGCGCGGUGGCGGGACAGCGAGGUGCUGCGGCUGCUGCGGGCGCACGUGGAGAGCCGGCGGGGCGGCGGGCGCGGCGGGAUGGGCUUCAUGCCGCCGCUGGAGGAGUACAAGAUUUGACAUGCCUGCCCGGGAGGCAGGAGGCAGCGGUCGAAGGGAAGGAGAGGAAAGGGAAGGGGGUGGUUUCGUGGAAGGGCGGGCCGGGGCCCGCAAGGUGGAAAGCUAAUGUAUGAUACGGUGCCCUUCCUGACGAAGGGAAGUACGCAGACAGGCGCGUUGGUGUAUGAUACUUUAACCUACGCAUGCUCGAGGGAUAGGAGCAAGCAACAAAUAGAAUCGGCGUCGGCAGGCGGGUAUCACAGAGCGCACCGUCCGGGCAGGGCCCUUUCUUGCCUUGCUGGUAUGCCUGGGUUCAGAAUUC
Molecule: messenger RNA, 1086 nt
Organism: Thermothielavioides terrestris NRRL 8126
Lineage: Eukaryota; Fungi; Ascomycota; Sordariomycetes; Sordariales; Chaetomiaceae
Exons: 2
Coding region: 117-785 (222 amino acids)
Biological process (GO): tricarboxylic acid cycle; mitochondrial respiratory chain complex II assembly; mitochondrial electron transport, succinate to ubiquinone
Cellular component (GO): mitochondrion
Source: RefSeq, a predicted model, not a curated record